Linum trigynum is the source of this 2474-nucleotide messenger RNA. The record is from the annotation of a GenBank genome assembly. NCBI's taxonomy places the organism in Eukaryota, Viridiplantae, Streptophyta, Magnoliopsida, Malpighiales, Linaceae.
CAUGAAUUCUACUGAAUUGGAACAACACGACCAAUAUCAAGGGCCCCUAUACCAUACCAUAUGUCACAAUCCUUUGCACAUAAAUUUAUGCGAGCAUUUGAAACAGGAAAUCCACAUACGGUAAAAUUCAAAUAAGAAAAUCGAUUAGUAUCCACAACAUCAUGCUUUUUGAGUACUUACUGUUACAUUGUCUCUACUUCUCUAUAUAAUCAUAUUUACUUGCAGCUGGUCGUGCUAUUAAUUUUGAGGAAACCGGUUUCCUGCAAAAAGAAAUACUUCCAUAAGCUAAUGAAUUAGAAUGAUCUUCUGGUCUGUUUUAUAGUUAAUUGUAUAAGUUCUGAUGAUUUACUGGAUUAAAUAUAAUUGUUGUCGUUAUAUAAUAUUUCACUUUUUGUACCAUUAAAAUAGUUUUUGUAUACUACUGUCUUAUCAUUUGUCAUUUGCAAGUGUGAUGAGAAUUUUUCAAAAUUAUGAUUUUUGUCUGAUCAUUCUGUCAAUAACAAUGUUACGGAAGUUAAUUAUGAUUUUUUUUUUGCUAGGAUAUUGUAGUAAUUGGUUCUUAUUAAUUAGAGCCUUGCCAUAAGGAUGGUUGAAGUAAUUUUUCCAAUUUGAUUGUGGAAUUGAUGAUGCGUAUUAGGGAUGAAAGUUGUUGCAAAUGUAUGCAACUUGAAACUUCUUUGGUGGGUUAGCAAAUGUAAGAUAAGGUAACGGUAAAGCUGUCGCAACAGUAAAUAUAUGGGAGUAAGUUAAAAUGACAAAAAUUUAUUUCAUUCGAUUGCAUUCAAAAAAAAAAAUCAUCCUCAAUUCUGUAAAAAAAAAAAAAUCGUCCAGUCUUAACGUUUUCCUCUUCACAUUUUAGCUUUAAGAUAUAAUUGAUAGAUAUCAGAUGUUGAUGUGGUGAUUUAUUAGUAAAUAGAAAUAAGUUUAUAAGAAAGUGGGAUAUUAUGAGCAUUCUUAAUUCUUUUGUGUCUUAAACUUGUACAUGUAAUGCCUUUUUUAUGAAGAGGAUGAUAUCUAUUGAAAGAAAAAAACUUGUGACAUAUUAAACUCUAUCAGAGACCAAUCAUUUUUUUUUCAUCCUAAAGGUUAAUUAUGUAUGUGAUGUGAAGCAACUCCAACAUUCAACUAUAUGACCUACUCAAGUAGUUAAUCUUUUUAUAUGAAUAGUGAAAAAUUAUUAGUUGUAUUUAGUUAUUACUAACAUUAUAUUUCUAAUCCUAUUAUAUUGUAAGCAUAGCGGGAAAAACUUGACAACAUUAUUUAUGCCUAUGCAUAAAUAAUGUAGAAAACGCAUCUCCAUUAUAUAUCAUAUCUCCAUAAAAAAAUUAUCAUUAUAUAUCAUAUCUAUUUUUAUGGCCUCACCCGCCCAAACGGGCGGGCCCAAUGCUAGUUAGUAUAAUAAGAGUGGUUAAACUCAUCUCUCUAUUCCCUUCAAAAUGAAUCAACCGCUCCAUGCAACCGCACGCCGCGCGGGCAAAUCCCUACGUGCCCAUCUCUCCCAACCAUCGCAUCGCAUCACGAAACGGUGCCUCAUCGUCCUAUAAAACCCAACCGUCGUUGCUCCUUCCCACCCCGCGCCACACAUUAUUAAUCCACAUUACAUCAACGAAUCAUCGUCACAACAUCUCUCACAUCAUGGCGGCGGCGGCAUCAGGCAGCAACGGCAACGGCGUGAACAACAAGAACUACCACCUGAAAGUGGUGGCGAUCGUGACCACCGCCACCGGCCCCAACGGCGCCCCCGUCACCCGCGAGGCCGAGCGCGUGUUCACCCUCCCGUUCGAGCCGAUGCUGAACGAGGACACCGCUAUGCCGCACGUGCGCAAGAUGGUCGAGUCCUUCCUCCCCAUGAAGAUCCCCGUGGACAACGUCGCCAUCGUCGACAAGGUCGUCGACGUCGCCCUCCGUCUCUUCGUUGCCCUCGAACGUGACGAAACUGACAAGAACAACAACAAGACUGCUGCUGCUGCUGUUGCUGGUUCGGGGAUUGCUGGCUUUGAUGCGGAGAGGAAGUGGUUUUACUCCAAGGACGGCCUGCCGCAGACCAGGGUGACGAUCUACGUCGCCCAUGACGGUUUCGUCUCCGCUGUUGGCGCCUUCGAGUCGGAUGACGACGAGGAUGAUACUGAUUCCGAUGAGGAGGAUGAUGAUGGUGAGGAGGAAGAAGGUGGCGAGGCCAUGGAGAAGAAGUAGAAGAUCCAGUGGUGGCUCCUCUAAUGGUGUUUUUUUUUUGUGGCUGUUGCCCUAGCAAUGGCUACGUGCAUGCAUGGUGGUGUGCCAUGACAUUAUUAUUAUUAUUUCCUAUUACUAAAACUAUGUCUGUUUGUGAACUGGAAUAAUUUCAUGUUCGAGUCGUCGUUUGUUACGUGAACGAUUAUUAUCCAUGUUGUUGUUGUUGUCCGUGGUUGGUCACGGUUUAUGUUUGAGGAGAAUAGUUGAUGUCUCCCUUUUUAUAAUAAAGAUGUUCAAACAAU